Ceratina calcarata is the source of this 2225-nucleotide messenger RNA. RefSeq names its product ecdysoneless cell cycle regulator (gene ecd). The record is from RefSeq and is a predicted model, not a curated record. Bases 160 to 2025 code for a protein of 621 amino acids. Gene Ontology annotation, cellular component: nucleus. The transcript has 5 exons. NCBI's taxonomy places the organism in Eukaryota, Metazoa, Arthropoda, Insecta, Hymenoptera, Apidae.
UGUCAGAACGAUUUUUAUAUAAGAAGUUUGUCGUUAUUCCUUAAUACUAUUUAUGGAAGUUUGAUUCUUAUAUUUUGAGGAUAAUAUCGUUUUAUUUGCAAUAAGACAAAUCGUGUUAGAAGCAAUUUCGAUAGUUGAAAUUAAAGAAAUAUUGAAAUCAUGGCCCAUAUAAAAGUAUCUAAAGUUAAAGAAGAUGAUGUUCUUGAAUGUAUUAUUUAUCCAAAAAUUUGCUACACUAAAUCUGCUGAAAUCGUAACGGAAGAAAUUCUCUUAGAAGAAAUUGCAAAAUAUAAUGAAGUAAUAGCACCUUAUAUUGAAGACUAUACUUGGCACCAUGAUAGCUUAAUUUUUUAUCCUAGAACGAAACAAGCACUGUUAUUAGAAAAACUUCUUGAUUAUUCUACAACUACAGAUGAACAUAACGUAUUGCCUCACAUUUACGUACAAUUAUGUUUUGAUGAAGACAUAAGUGAUGAGUGGUUCACAGUUUUUCUUAUAUUUAAACUCACACAAACUUUCGAUGGAUUAAUAGCUAAAAUUAUGGACUCUGAUGGUGAAUUUCUUUUAAUUGAAGCUGCAAAUGUCUUGCCCUCCUGGGCUAAUCCGGAAACAUGCGAGAACCAUGUGUUUAUAUACAAUGGACAAUUACAUAUCAUUCGAGAUAAACGCAAAACAUUAUUAAAAAUGUUGAAUAAUAUUUCUGAGGAACCAUAUCUUUACAAAUGUUCUGAUAAUGUCCAAGAUGUGUUAAGAAAACGAAUUAAUGUUUAUCCUAAUGAAAUUAAAAAGAGACAUCACAAAGCUAGAGUCUUUUUGCCAGAGAAAGCAGUUUCAAUACUUCGACAAGAACCAAGACUUGUUGCAUUAGCAAUUCGAACCAUUUGUCAUUCGGAUCCACUUGAGAGAAAAGUUUGUCGUGCCAUGAGGUAUUUUCCCCCUGAGCAACGUAUUAUGGUUAAUGUAAAAAUGACUAAAUGUUUGUAUGCAAUGGCAAAUCAUUGUCGAUACACAGGGGAUCCCAGAACAGGCUGGAAUGUACCACCAAUAACUUGUUCAAAGUACAAUGCUCACAUACUUGGUAUUAAAAUAGCAUGUGGUUUAGAAAUGUUAGUUGCUCGUGCAAAUGAAGAACGUAGAAAAAGUGAAAAACGAUCUGCUAAUGAUCCAGAAAAAUUGAAAGUAAAUGAAAAUCUUCUAAAUGCAUAUCUAACUCGUUUAGAAUCUAGUGGCUAUUUUAGAAAUUUAUUGAAAGACAGUGAAGAGUAUGAAAAGCUCCUGAAUGCAGCGAAAGAUUAUUACUUAAAACAUUUUAAUCUAUAUAAUUCUGUUACCAAUGUUCAUAAAAGCGAUGCUGAAAAAGUUUUAGAAGCAUGGGAAAACGUACAAUCUAAUGAUGUUGAAUUGCAUGUUCAAGAUGAAGCUACAUUAAGCCCGGCAGAUAGUGAUAGUUGGUUAAAUGUGAAUCCGGAGCAACUGGAAGCGUUCUUAAAUGAACAGUGGGGAAAUGUUAAAAGCAAGAAACACGAAUCAGAAUCAUUAAGUCUUAAGGAAAAAGUACAAAUGUUCUUGAACCAAAAUAGUGACGUUGAUGGUGUACAAUUCUUAGAAGGUCACUCAGCAGAAAUGGAUUUGCAUGAUGCAGAAGACAAUGGAAGAGUUGAAUUUGAUUCGGAUAUAUUUGACUCUACAUUACGAGGUAUACUAGAUUUAGUCGUUCCAGGAAAUGAAGGGGAAUUUGAUGGUAGCUCUGAAGGAUCUUUGGGUGAGGAGGAUGAAGAUAAAAGAAAUGAAAUGGACAAAUAUAUGCGAUUGUUAAAUUCAGAACUAAAAUCUGGAAUGGAAACGAAUGACAAUUCUGAAGGGAAUAAAGAUGCUAAUGUGAUAGAAGAUAAUUUAAUAAAAAGUAUAUCAGAAGAAGCUGGUGGUUCAGGACCAACUGGAAAUAUAAUAGGUGGACCUGCUCGACGACUUAUGCAUUUGCAAUUACAAUCACCUACUACAGUACCUCCAGAUUUGCAAAGUUAAUGACUUUUCUAUCAGGAUAUGUCAAUAAUUAUUAGAUUAAAAUCUCAUCAGUCUUAUAUGAAUUAUUAGCGUCUAGUAUUUCAAGAAUAGUAUCUUUAUUGUAGAUAAGUAAAAGUUUAUCGUUCAUCUACGUACGAACGUAGUAGAACCAACUAGUAAUUUAAAUAUUUUAUUUACACGUGUAAGGUAUUAUAUUACAU